AUGGCAGGCCACUCACUUCAGCCGGGCUCCCAGAGCCAAUCCUCACUGUCAGACUCACGGUCCACCUCUGAGAAAUCUUACAGCGGCAACGACGUAUCCCGGUCGCCCAGCAAGGUUCGCGGUGUCGACGAACUGCAACAACCUGAACGAAGCAUCUCCUUCGAUUCACGUUUCACCCAGGACGACAAAAAGGACGACUCAUCACCCUCAAACUCACCUCACGCACGCAGGAUGCCGCACGAAAUCGAGACGCCCACCGGGCCCGUUCGAAGAGAUACCCUUCAGUCCCUCUCAGCACUUUCCACCCACACUGAACCUGCAGACCGGCCGUCGAACAUGGAGAGCAAGUGGCCCAAGGACUAUCGCGCAUGGCUCUGUCUGCUGGGAGGAUUUCUUCUCAUGUUCAAUUCAUGGGGCAUCGUCAACGCGUAUGGCACGUAUGCAUCGUACUACACGCAGGAGCUCUUCCAAGGUCAAGACAUUUUGAGGAUGAAUUUGCUCGGUUCGACGGAAUGCUUCAUGAUCUUGACCCUCUCCGCACCGGUAGGCCGCUUCCUCGACGCUGGCCACAGCAGAAUGCUCAUCAUCAUCGGGACCGUGCUCGUCUCACUGGGCUCUUUCCUUCUGGCCGCAGUGAACUCUGGGAACGUUGGACGAUAUGGCCUCACUUGGUUCACUCAAGGAUUCGUCACCGGUCUGGGAAUGGCGUGCUUCUUCGUCACUUCCUCGCAAGUCGUCGCGACGUGGUUCAAGGCGAAGAAGGGCCUCGCCAUCGGAAUCGUAGCAUCGGGCGCCAGUAUCUCUGGUCUUGUCUACCCCAUUAUGCUCAGGUUCCUCAUCAACCAGCAUGGCUUCACUCUUGCCGUCAUCUACGAAGCCAUCGUCAUUUGCGGCACAUCAGCCAUCGCGAUCAUCAUUGCACGACCAAAUCCGGAGCACGUUAUCCGCAAGCCAGAGAAGUGGAUGAACUUGAGAGUUUUCUGGGAUACCCACGCUUUCCGCAACCGCUCCUUCACUUUUAUGGUGGCUUCGAUCUCCUUCCUGUUCUUCGGCUUCUACUGCGUCUUCUUCAACCUCGAAGAGUGGGCUGUAGCAGAAGGAUUUGGAUACCGACCGACCGCAGCAGACGGUGCAAACUCUGGCCUCCCUCAUCCUGCAGCGCAAGGCAAGGUGCGAACGAUGUACUUGCUGGCCACCAUGAACGGUGCCUCGACUCUUGGCCGUGUCUCGUCAGCCUAUCUCUGCGAUCACUUCGGUGCAUUAAACGUUCACUGCGUCGUCACCUUCAUCGCAUCGCUCCUGACCUUGAUCUUGUGGUCUCUCACAAACAACUUGUCGGCCACUUGGGCUUUUGUGAUCGUCUUCGGAGCCUUUUCUGGAGCAGUCAUCGGCCUUCCUCCGGCAUCAGUCGCCUACAUUCUGGGACCAGAUCCAAAGGAACAAGCGAAACUCGGACAGUGGACGGGCAUGAUGUACACGGCCGCUGGCAUUCCUUCCCUCAUCGGACCGGUCAUUGCCGGCCAUCUCAUCUCCGAAUACGGCACGUUCUUGACCGUCCAGCUCUGGUCGGGUGCGUGCAUUCUUCUGAGCUCGUUAUGCAUGGCUUGCGCCAUCUACUGCAGACAGAAGGCGAAAAAGACGCCCGCUCUGAGCCGCGAAAGCACGAAAAGCGUCGGCUCCAACCACGAGGAGAAGCAGGAUGUCUGA
Molecule: messenger RNA, 1707 nt
Organism: Zasmidium cellare ATCC 36951
Lineage: Eukaryota; Fungi; Ascomycota; Dothideomycetes; Mycosphaerellales; Mycosphaerellaceae
Exons: 2
Coding region: 1-1707 (568 amino acids)
Biological process (GO): transmembrane transport
Cellular component (GO): fungal-type vacuole membrane
Molecular function (GO): transmembrane transporter activity
Source: RefSeq, a predicted model, not a curated record